AUGGUCCGCGGGGAUGGAGAGAUCUCCUUUGAGUAUCACCGCUUCGAAGAGAUGCGGAAAGCGCUGGUGGCCGUGUGGCUGCAGUGCCCCACCAUCAGCCGCAUCUACACCAUCGGGGAGAGCUUUGAAGGCCGUGAGCUGCUGGUGCUGGAGAUGUCGGACAACCCGGGCAUACACGAGCCAGGAGAGCCUGAGUUCAAAUACAUUGCCAACAUGCACGGCAAUGAGGCGGUAGGCCGGGAGCUGCUCAUCUAUCUGGCCCAGUACCUGUGUAACCAGUACCAGCAGGGCAACGAUACCAUCAUCGAGCUCCUCCACAGCACACGCAUCCAUCUCAUGCCCUCCAUGAACCCAGAUGGAUUUGAGAAGGCCGCCUCGCAGGUAAAUCCUGGGGAGAUGAAGGACUGGUUUGUGGGCCGCAGUAACGCACAAGGGGUGGAUCUGAAUCGGAACUUCCCCGACCUGGACCGCAUCGUGUACAUCAACGAGAGAGAGGGCGGGGCCAACAACCACCUGCUGCAGAACAUGAAGAAGGCCGUGGACGACAACAGCAAGCUGGCCCCAGAGACCAAAGCUGUUAUCCACUGGAUCAUGGACAUCCCCUUUGUGCUGUCCGCCAACCUUCACGGAGGAGAUGUGGUGGCCAACUACCCCUACGACGAGACCCGCACUGGCUCUGCCCAUGAGUACAGCGCCAGCCCCGAUGACGUCAUUUUCAAGUCCCUGGCUCGCUCUUACUCCAUGUUCAACCCCGUCAUGUCCGACCCAAACCGCCCCGUGUGCCGCAAGAACGAUGAUGACUCCAGCUUCAAGGAGGGCAUCACCAACGGAGGGGCCUGGUACAGCGUGCCGGGGGGGAUGCAGGACUUUAACUACCUCAGCAGCAACUGUUUUGAGAUCACUCUGGAGCUGAGCUGUGACAAAUUCCCCAGCGAAGACACCCUCAAGAGCUACUGGGACCAGAACCGCAACUCACUGGUCAACUACAUCGAGCAGGUUCACCGUGGCGUCAAGGGAUUUGUCCGCGAUCUCCAAGGCAACCCCGUGUCCAACGCCACCGUCUCUGUGGAAGGCAUCGACCACGACAUCACCACUGCCCAAGAUGGAGACUACUGGCGUCUGCUGGCUCCAGGGAACUACAAAGUGGCCGCGUCUGCCCCUGGAUACCUCACCGUGAUCAAGAAGGUGGCGGUUCCCCAUAGCCCUGCCACAAGGGUGGACUUUGAGUUGGAGUCCAUGACGGAGCGGAAGGAGGAGGAACGUGAGGAGCUGAUGGACUGGUGGAAGAUGAUGUCGCAGACGCUGAACUUCUAG
Knipowitschia caucasica is the source of this 1314-nucleotide messenger RNA. Lineage: Eukaryota; Metazoa; Chordata; Actinopteri; Gobiiformes; Gobiidae. The record is from the annotation of a GenBank genome assembly.